Amphiprion ocellaris (clown anemonefish) is the source of this 5399-nucleotide messenger RNA. Its product is annotated as T-cell surface antigen CD2. The transcript has 11 exons. The record is from RefSeq and is a predicted model, not a curated record. Lineage: Eukaryota; Metazoa; Chordata; Actinopteri; Pomacentridae. The coding region runs from base 1121 to 2227 and encodes 368 amino acids.
UCUUGUUUUUAUUGUUUUGUGUUUCAUUUUUGUAAUAUUUUGUCUUGUUUUUUGUCUUUUUUGUCUGACUUGUUGUUUUUGAUCAUAAAGUAAAAUAGAAAAGAAAUUUCAGGUUGUUCAUAAUGUUUUGUAAAAAUGAAAAUUCUGGAAAUGUUAACAUUUUUGCAGUUAAUGCGUGUUUAAGAGCAGUUUUAUUAAUCCGUUAGCGUCGCCCACAGGAAGCUUUUCAGCUAAAUCUUGGAGCUUUUGCAGUGCUUAAAAACUAAAUUAAGAAGAUUAGCAUUUAAAAGAUGCAUUAAAAUGUGUGAAUAUCGUUCAGAUGCAUCAGGAAACAACACCAGUUUUGUGGAGAAACAGCAGAUCGGGUUGCCACUAUCACUGCUGCCAUCUCAGAAUAACUAAAGAUCUGAAAAAAGAUCUGUGUUCAGAGUUUGUAAUAGGACAUAAAACUGUUUUAUGAACCACCUGGUUAAGUUUAAACAUCCAAAUGUGUAGAAUUAGGUUUGGAAAACAUCAUGAAAACAUUCACUGAGUUCCUUGCUAUAAUAAAAAUAAAGUAAAAAUACACUUGUAACUUUGGAGAUACUGGAGGAUUAAUGCCAGCUGGGCUUCGGUUCGAACCAGUUUGUGAAGCUCCAUAAAUUAGGCUUUUCACUAAAUUAACCCAUUUUCUUUUUCACCUCCUCAUUCUUUGGAAAUUUACUAAAGGAGACUAAACUGAUCUGGAAAUUGUGACGUCUAGAGAAGAUGCACGGCUGGUCGCUAAACUCCAGGCUGUAGCUGGGAGUACAUCAACCAGAAGAACCCUUAAUGCCGGUGCCCUGGAGUUUUAUAACUAAUAGUCGUUGGAGGGACGACAUUAUCACUAUUUUCAGAUAUAGCCAGCUAUGUGGAAAAGCUGCUUCCCCUGAGGCCUCCGUCUGAGGCUUCAUCAGAUAUGGGCUUCUGAAGCACACAAACUAACGACAUCAAAGUUCUUACAUGUGUCGCCCCCGAGGCGAGAAGGAACAAGUCCAGGGCAGUAAAACCGAAACCAAAAGGACAACGAGGCUCUUAACGGAUGUGAGACGUGGAAAACUUUCAGUCUACGACGGUGGGAGAAUCACUAAAUGUGACGAAGAUGAAGAUGAAGAUGAAGAUGAAGAUGUCUGCUGUCGCCGUCGUCGUUCUUCUUCUGCUGCUGCUCUGCUGCUUCUCCUCCUCAGACUCUGCGGAUGUUUGUGACCAAUACGCCGCCGUGGGGGACACCGUCACCAUCCAGCUGAAGCACAAGCGGACAGGCUCAGAAAGUUUGAAAUGGAUGAAAGAAAAUGACAUAAUACUUUAUUGGAGAAAUGACAAGUUUAUCACAAAGAAACAGGGUGAUAUUAAUAAGGACGGAUCCCUGAAACUGACCAACGUGACGAAAGCAGACCAAGCUAGCUACAAACCAGAAGUUUACAAAUCAGACAAGACAUCAGUCGGGACUUUGCCGAGCACUCGUUUAUGUGUGUUAGAACGUGUCCGGAAGCCGCAAGUGAAGUUUACGUGUAAAGAGUUGAAGAAAGUACCGAAAGUUGAAUUUACCUGCAUUGCUGAGAAAAACACGGAUGUCCAACUUGAAUGGCUUCAGAAUGAUAAGGUGGUGGGAAAGACCUCAACUCUGAAAUUAAACGUCACAAAAGCGGAAAAUGAGGCGGUUGCUUGUAAGGUUUCCAACCGGGUGAGCUUCAUGAUCAGCGACUCCGUUACUCACGACUGCUACAAAUCCGGAGGUGUUACUUUUCCUGAAAAAUUAUUCGGAAUUGAUAUCUGGAUUAUCGUCGGCGGAGGAGCAGGGAUCGUCUUGUUGCUGAUCAUCCUGGUCAUUAUUUGCUGCCUCCGAGCCAGACGGAAGAAGCAAAUGCGACUGAAGGAUGAGGAGGAGCUUCGCUUGGAGUUCACCCGUCCUGAACAACAUCCACAGUAUAGCCAUCCUGCUGAUCGCCACCAGCACCACCAUCACCAGCACCACCAACACCACCAACACCAACAUCGCCACCACCAGCAGCAGCCGGCCGGCCACACCGGACCUCGACAGCAUCGCUCCAAACAGCACCGCAACCAGCCUCUUCCCAAAACCCCGGACCAGGCCAACGGAGUCCCUCAGCCCAGCCCCAGGAGAUCUGCUCAGGCUCCCAAACCGGCUAACGACGAGCAGCCGCCUCCUCUUCCUCAGCCCAGGAAGAAAACUCCCAGAAAAGUGUGAGUUCAGAGAGCAGCAGCAUCUUCUGACUUCUGUUCCAGCGAUGAAGCAGAACUCCACCAGGGAAGAUGGUCCUCUGUGGCUGUUAGACAUUACCAUUGGAUCAAAAUCAAUCUGAGCAAACUGCGUUAAGACGUUUAUAAUCCUAAAAGCUGAACUCAAACUAUAAAUCUUCAGUUUUCUAAUGUUAAUGCUUCGUUUUGUUCUGUUCUGUUUAUGCAAUUCUCACAAGAGAUGAGAUGAAAACAAACUAUGAGAAAAAUCUAACUUUUAAUCGUGUCAAACCGCCUUCCAAACUAAUGCUUUUUAAAUACUUUUUAUAUGUUUUAUAGGUUUAGAUUAUAUGUCAAAUAGCACAUAAAUGCGCUCCAGUGCAGGACAUAUAAUGUGUAUUUCACCCAGUUGUAAAUGUGUACAGUUACCUACAAGACCUAAAUAUGAGCUUUGACUUUAUGUCACUGCUAGUUAUUCCAUAUUUGCUUGACAUUUUGGGGAACUUACUUCUUUUACUUUCUUGCUAGCCGUUAAAUGAUUAGAUCGCUCUGAUCUCUGUGUAUAAAGCUAAAGCUUAGCAACUUAGCUUAGCUUCGUGUAAAGACUGGAAACAAGAACGUAGCUAGAUUGACUCUAUCAGAACCUCUGAAGCUCACAUAUGACACAGAUGUGGUCAGACUUCUUAUAUCACACUGACAUAUGGAACAGACUUAAGUUUGCAUUAUGGGAGUUUAGCUAGUAAAGGGGCACCAUGACGAAGACUUCUGUGGUGGUUAAUGACCUCCAACUAGAGCUCAAACAUUUAAUAAAAGCUAAAGGACUUUCCUGGGGUGAGAUAUUGCUCAGUAAAAACUGAACAAUGUAAGAAAUGUAGCCUAAAAAGUAUAUAAUAAAUACACAACAAUACUGAAAUAAUUAAAAUAAUUACACUGAAAAUUUUAGCUCUGUCUGUGUCUUUGAUAAUGCUGCUGAUUUUUAACAAAAUAUGUUUAAGUGAAACUAUUGAACAACUUCAUUAGUUUUUGAUGAAGCGUUUGUUGCAGGUUUCUGUUUUAUCCUCAAAAUGCAAAACUAAUCAUUUCAACUGAUUUUUCUUCAUCAUGUAAACCAUUUUUUUGCUUUUUUUUUGCUGCCUACAAGCAAAGUUGCACAGCUGUAGGACUAACAUGAGUCACAUUUACUUUGUUCCAAAACAUGACUUGAUUGUGCGCAUUUGACAAAUUUUACAGCCACAUUGUGUAAGUAUUUUUUAUAAUCUUUUUUGUUGUAUCUGUUCUUUAUCAAACAAACUAUGUGUCAUUUAUCUUCUAUUUUGCUCAUUUUGCUGCAUGUUUUACCUGAUGGGUCCAAAUGUGAACCCUCAGCCGUGUAACAUUUAAUUUAACAAACAUUUACCAUGUCUGUGGUGAAGUUUUUCAAAAAUAAACGCUGUUAAUUAUGAUGUGUCUGUUCCAGAUAAAUGCUCAUUUUCACCUCUGCAGCUCGAUGCUUUCAGGUCGAUGCAGCGAAGCGUUGCAGGCAGAUGUCCUCCACAUAUCCUGUGUGUUUUUGCUGAAGAUGUGUUUGUGGUUUUUGUCGAGUGCGACUCGCUGAGCGCCAUCUGAGUGUGAGAUUAUGAUCUGGUGUGUGUGUUUUUCUGUUACUGGCAGCUUUAUCCUGACAGAAAACGACAACAUUUACCUUAAAAAGUGGACCUUUUCACUGCUGUUGUGACAUGAGGUCACUUUGAGUUUUUUAGGUUUUUUUUUUAAAGUUUCCUGCUUCUUUGUGUUCUACUUUAUUAUUUUCACACCUUUUAAUCCGCCCAAACAUGUCGUCCUCUUUAAAAGAAACAAGAGAAGAGAAAACAGUGCUGUUAAAUUUAAUUUUAGAGUAAUGAUAAAAAUUGAAAACAGAAGCAUUUUGCUGAUUUCAAUCCCUGACGUACAGGUUUAAUGUGUUUCCCUUCUGAAUUUUAUAAAUCUAGAAACAAAAUUAGCCUUUACAGAAAUGUCAGAAGAAAAUGAACACGUUAAAUAUGUUAAACGCUUGAGAUUCAACAAAGACAAAGCAGUUUGAACUCUGAGCAGCAGAUUCUGGACGUUUAUUUGCACAUUUUUACUCACUGAGGCCCAUUUUUCAGUGUAAAAUAAAUGUUAGAAGCAGAGAGAACCAGACAUAAUGUGUUAAAAUGCUUAGAGAUGAUCAAACGCAAGGUUGAAUUUCUUUGAUUCAUUAUUUUACAAAAAUGAGAAAAACUGUAUUCGACAUUUCUAAAGUGCCCACAGAUGUUAGAAAUACUGGAAGAAUAAAUGGUAUCGCUACGUUAUUUAGGUAUUUUUGAACUUUUUUUUUUGACAUUUUGUGUUAUUAUAUGUCCAGCUUUUGUUAUUUGAGUUUCAUUUUGUUUUGUGCUGCUUUUAUUGUCGUUCUGUCUUAUUUUGUGUCUCUUUUUUGUUCUUUUCAGACUUUAGCUAGCAACAGAGAACCAUGACAAAGACUUCUGUGGUAGUUAAUGACCUCCAACCAGAACUCAUGUGUUUCAGACAAACAGGUGGUCACUUGUUUGUCGUUUGGCUCGCUUUGUGUCUUGAUUUUGUUAGUUUGUUGAAUUUGUUGUUUUGCUUUUGUCAUUCUGUGCCUAUUUUUUUGUUGUUUGAGUUUCAUUUUGUUGUUUUGUGUUACUUUUGUUGUCAUUCUAUGUCUCAUUUUUGUCAUUCUGUCUAUUUUUUGUCGUUUCAAGACUGUUUUUUUUUAUCAUGUUGAGCAUCUCAUUAUUUGUUUAUUUAUUUUUUGUGUUGUUUUGGGGGUUUUUUUUGUUUUCAUUAGUUUCCAUACACUGCUUGCAGUUCACCCAAAAAGUCGCUGAAUUCUUUAAAACAUUUUUUGCCUUAUAACUGUUGAUUUCAGCUGAGAUAAUUGUGAUUUUACAGUUGAACCACGUAACACAGAAUUUUGUGUUUUUUGCAGAUUCUGGUUAAAGUGAACUGUUGAUUUUUCUUUCUUUUUUAAGGCAAAUUUCUAAUUGAAAAUUGCAGAAUUAAGUAACUUUUUAGCUUCGAUGUGGUUUUCAGAAGGAACGGGACGUCUCAAAGGAGCAGAUUAAACGCAGGAAAGUUGAAAAUCUGAUUAUUAUUUCUGUUUAUGCAGUUUCUUGCUGUAAAUAAAAUGGUGUAACUUAAAAUAAAUAAUGCUUUUCACA